Molecule: messenger RNA, 1542 nt
Organism: Macrosteles quadrilineatus (aster leafhopper)
Lineage: Eukaryota; Metazoa; Arthropoda; Insecta; Hemiptera; Cicadellidae
Product: alpha-amylase-like
Exons: 11
Coding region: 1-1542 (513 amino acids)
Biological process (GO): carbohydrate metabolic process
Molecular function (GO): cation binding; alpha-amylase activity
Source: RefSeq, a predicted model, not a curated record
AUGCAGAGUUUGGUCAAAAUUAAGGUUGGGAAGAUAAAAGGGGGAUCUGUUCCUGUAGAAGAUGAAAAACCAACCAGUUUUGACCAUGGAAAGAAAUUCGAAUUAAAGAGUGGUGUUAUCGCAGAUUUGUUCAUGUGGCGGUGGUCAGAAGUAGCUGAUGAAUGUGAGCAGUUUUUGUCCAAAAAAGGAUUUGAUGGUGUCCAAAUCUCUCCUCCUGCAGAACAUGUUGAUUCAGAUAGGCUCUGGGAUAGUUACCGAGUAGUCUCGUAUCAGCUGGUCAGCCGUUUGGGAAGCGAGAACCAGCUGAGAGAUAUGGUUAAAAGAUGCAACAAUGUUGGUGUUAGAGUGUUUGUCAAUGUUGUAUUCAACCAUAUGACCGAGACAGAUGUUAAGGGAAGUCGUGUAGGUGUGGGAGGUUCACCUUUUUACCCUGAAGACAAAUAUUAUCCAGAUGUACCGUACACGAAGGAAGACUUCUAUCCACCGUGUGAAAAAAUCGACCCAACUGAUGCAAAACAGAUACGAGAGUGUCAAGGAGAUGGUCUGAAUGACUUGAUCCAUUCUCGUGAAUCAGUAAGGGAGAAGAUAGUGCAUCAUUUAAACCACUUGCUAGAGAUCGGGGUAGCUGGAUUUAGGAUACAUUUCGCCCUUCUGAUGUAUCCUGAAGAUUUGUCUGUGAUCUAUCAGCGACUGAAUCAUUUGAACACUGAACACGGAUUCCCUGCAGAAACUAGACCUCUGAUAUACCAGGAUGUUUUUCUUUUAGAUGAUGCCGGGCCAAUAAAGUAUGAGGAGUACACCCCCCUAGGGUUAGUCCUAGACUUUAAGUUUGGCCGUCAGUUGGGGACGUUUUUCCUAGGCAUAAAGGAUCUAAAAGAUCUUCAGAACUUUGGCUCAGAGGGAAGUAUCCUGCCAAAACAUCAAAGUGUUGUACUUGUUGAAAAUAGUAACACGGAACGUUUGCCAGAACUAAACUUUCUAAACUACAACAAAGCAAAACAAUACAAGAUGGCAGUGAUUUUCAUGUUGGCUCAUGGAGAUUACACUUGCAAGAUAUUUUCAAGUUUCAAGUUCUCAGGUAAAUUACAAGGCCCUCCUCAACAGCCAACUCGUCCUGUCGAUAAAAAUACCUGUUCCAACGGUUGGGUGUGUCAACAUCGAUGGCGUCAGAUUUACAACGCGGUGGAAUUCCACAACGUUGUCAAAGGUACGCCAGUGACAAAUUGGUGGAGCAAUGGGAAAAAUCAAAUUGCUUUUUGUAGAGGGAACAAAGGAUUUGUGGCUUUCAACUUGGACUCCGUCGAAUUAAACUCACGUCUCCAGACUUGUUUGCCAGAGGGAGAAUAUUGUGAUAUAAUAUCUGGAGAAGUUACAACUGCAGGUUGUUCUGGAAAAAUAAUAACAGUUGAUAAAGACGGAAUAGCAAACGUAGUUGUACCAAAGCUCGACCCUGGACGUCCUGAUGAGGAUGGCGUUGUGGCGAUCCACAUUCAAUCUGGAACUGUGUAUGGAGUUGGGAAUCUGAGGAAAUUUGAGAUGUAG